GGUCCUCACACCAACAACUCACGGGCAGAUCACUGCUCCGAGGAACAAUUUGUUUACUCUCCUUGUGCUCUUCCAGCUAUCUUACAAGUACACUUUUGAGAUGCCAUUCACAGACUGAAGGGCCAAAAGGACAGACCUUACAACAACAUGCCAUUUCUAUAGAACUUCUCUUCCUCUCGCUCAUCCCAAAGCCUUCCCCCGUCUCAGAUGGAGUCGAUGAUCUCCAUUCUCGUUCUUCUCUCGUGUUUGUUCACCGGCCCACUUCACAUCCUAGCGCAGCAGCCGGCGCAGGCCGCGCCGCCGUCGCCGACCUCUCGCAUCACCGUCGUCGGCGCCGUGUACUGCGACGUAUGUCACACCAACACUUUCUCCAAGUAUAGCUACUUCUUGCCAGGUGCUGAUGUGAACAUCCAAUGCAAGUUCAAGGCGAGCGCGCCGAAGACCACUGAGCAGAUCAACUUCUGGGUGAACCGGACCACCGAUAGAUACGGGACGUACAGGUUGGACGUGCCCUCGGUGGACGGGGUCGACUGCGUGGACGGCCAGGAGAUCGCGUCCAUGUGCCAAGUGAGCUUGAUAGGGAGCUCGUCCUCCGCGUGCAACGUGCCCGGGUUGAGGGCCACGACGAACGAGGUGACCGUCAAGUCGAAGCAGGACAACCUGUGCAUAUACAGCAUGAACGCGCUGAGCUACCAGCCCCACGAGCGCAACGUUACCUUAUGCGGGAACAAGAAAGAGGGAUUAUUGCAAGAUGAAUUCAAUUCCUCCAAAUUCUUCUUGCCUUACUUCCCACCAUAUGGCUUUCCAUGGGCACCGAUCCCUCAACUGCCACCGUUUCGUCCAAUCCCGAUCCCUCCAUUACCGCCUUUUCCGUCGAUACCAUUCCCGCCUCUCCCGCCAUUUCCCUUUCCCUCAUUCCCGUGCCCGAACCCACCCGCGCUGCCGUUCCCGUUCCCGCCUCUCCCUCCUCUGCCUCCGCCAGGGUUUAACUUAACCGAUCCCCGGACAUGGAUCCCGAGAAUCCCGUUAUUCCCUUCUCCUCCCCUCCCGCCGGCAACGCCGCCGGGGUACAAUCUAUGGGACCCGAGGACCUGGAUACCCCAUCUCCCUCCGUAUUCUCCGCCGAGAGCUCAGGACCAAACUCCCUAGUGUAGUGUGCAUCAGACAUAUGGUGAAUGUAAUCUUUGUAUGGUUUUCAUUUUUGCGUAUACUAUGAUUUAUACACCA
Molecule: messenger RNA, 1227 nt
Organism: Syzygium oleosum
Lineage: Eukaryota; Viridiplantae; Streptophyta; Magnoliopsida; Myrtales; Myrtaceae
Product: leucine-rich repeat extensin-like protein 3
Exons: 2
Coding region: 208-1149 (313 amino acids)
Source: RefSeq, a predicted model, not a curated record